AUGAUCUAUCUAAAAAUACGCUUUUUCUGUUUUCUUUGCUUUUCUCUCCCACAUUCUAUUUGCUUAUUUUUAUUUCCCUUUAGUUUUUCUUUUUUUUCUCACUUAUCUCUUCUUUUUAUUUCUCAUUUCUUUCUUUUCUUUCUUCAUCCAUCGUUUAUUUCUUCUUUUCAUUUCUUUUUUUUAUAUUUCUCAUUCCCGAUUUAUUUAUUUUUUACUUUUUAUAUUCUUUUCAUUCUUUCUUUCUUUCUUUCUUUCUCUUUUUCCUUACUUCUUCCUUUCUCUCUAUUACCUUCUAUUUUUUCAUACCUUUUCAUUUUUUUUCCUUCAAUUGUUUUUCUUUCUUUUUUUUUUCCAUCUUUUUCUUUACUUUUUGUAAUCGUUUCCUCUCUGUGUGUUUCUUUAUUUUUUCAUGGAAUCUUCUUUUUUAAUUACUUCCCUUUUCUUCUUCUAUCUUUUGUUUUUCUCCUCUUUUCUUUCCUAAAUCCAUACAAUGAUCUGCUUUCUUUCUUCUGUUUAAUUCAUGGUUUCUCUAUAGUGUAUUUCUUCUUAGUACUUAGUAUAACUUAUUUUUCUUUAUUCUCUUCUUUCUUUCUUCAAAAGUAUUUAAGCCUUCUUUGUUCUUUCUUUUAUUCUUUAUUUCUUGAAAAGACUUUAAUUGUUUUCCCUCCUCUCAUACUUUUUCUUUCUCAGUCUUUAAUUCCUUUUCGUUCUUUCUUUCUUGAAAAGUUUGCAAUUCCUCUUUCUUUCUUUCUUUCUUUCUUUCUUUCUUUCUUUCUUUCUUUCUUUCUCUCGAAAUUCUUAAUUAUGUUUUGUUCUUUCUUUCAUCAAAAGUUUUUGAUCUCUUUCCUUUCUUUCUUUCUUUCUUUCUUUAAACUAUUUAAUGCGUAUUUGUUCUUUCUUUCACUGUCCUUACUUAUUUUUGUUCUUUCUUUCUUUUUUCUUUCUUCAAAAGUAUUUAAUCCCUAUUUGCAUCAUUCUUUCUUUUUUCUUUCUUUCUUUCUUUCUUUCUUUCUUUCUUUCUUUCGCUUAUUUAAUUCGCUGUCCUUAAUUAUUUUUUGUUUUUCUUUCUUUUUUUUCUUUCUUUUUUCUUUCUUUCUUCAAAGUUAUUUAAUCCCUAUUUAUUCUUUCUUUCCUUCUUGA
Molecule: messenger RNA, 1140 nt
Organism: Acanthosepion pharaonis
Lineage: Eukaryota; Metazoa; Mollusca; Cephalopoda; Sepiida; Sepiidae
Source: the annotation of a GenBank genome assembly